GAUAUUGAUAUCUUCGGAAGCAACAACCGCGCCGUUCGUUUGCUUUUUCCAGACUGGAUAUGGAAGCGAAGCGUAUAGGUCUGGUGGUGAAUGAGGACAAGACGAAAUAUCUCCUGUCAUCAGUUGACACUCAUAACUUUGAAGUAGUAGAUAGUUUCGUCUACUUGAGAACCAGCGUUAACAACACCAACAAUGUCAGCCUCGAAAUCAAACGCAGAAUCACUCUUGCCAACAGGUGCUACUUUGGACUGAGUAGGCAAUUGAAAAGAAAAGUCCUCUCUCUACGAACAAAAACCAAACUCUACAAGUCCCUCAUCAUUCCCGUCCUACUAACGAAGUGGUAAACGAGUGGCGCGCUCUGGUGAAUUCGGCUAUAAUCGCUUAAAGCGGUUCCCAAGCCAAAUAUAUAUAUAUACUAGCUGACCCGGCGAACUUCGCCCCGCCCAAUUUUUAUUUGAAAUAGUUAAAACGCUUUUUGAACUCUGUUCAUUGCUUAUUUGGCUGACCAUACAUAUGUACAUAACUUUAUUUAUUUCACGGAUUGUAUGUGAUUUUUUCUUAAAUUUAGAAUAUUGGAAGUCAUAGAUUCGUAUAACUUUACCACAAAUAAUAUAAACUUCAAACAACGCAUUUUCAUUUAAUGUUUUUAGCAAGUGUCAGCUUUUGUUAUGACAGCCUAAAUCCAUGAACAUUUAAAAAGAAAUAUAGCGCCAUCUACUGUUACAUAGCGUACUUAGCGCCACCAACUAGUGGAUAGCUCUUUGCUAAUAAUAAACAAAUAAUUUGCAAUAAAUAAAUAAUGCGACUAUAAGGAGAGUUAUAAACUAUCCUAUCUUUCAAGUUGGACCAAACUGCACACAGUGUUAAAAAUUUCAUUAAAAUCGGUUCAGUAGUUUAGGAGUCCAUCGAAAACAAACAAUGUGACACGUGAUUUUUAUAUAUUAAGAUAUAUAUUAGGCGUGUUUUAUUUGACCACCACAAGCUAAUAGCUAAAUCAUGGACAAAUAAAACGCAUUUAGCUUAUUUCAUAUCUUCGCUUAAAAUGAAUUGUGUUGGCAAUGCGGGCCCGAACUCUCAGCUGAAAUGUAAUUUAUUUGAAAAAAAGUUGAAUUUAUAAAUCAAAUUUCCUUUUGUUUACCGCUGUUCUAUAAUAUUCUGAGCUUGUAAGGAAUCUACAAUCAUUAUUAGAUCCGGGAUGGUCUAAAUAAAUAUGGAUAAAGUUCUAUAGAAUUUAAAAUUUUGGUUUGUUGAUAUUUUUAUCUGUCAAAAUGGGGUUUCUCGCUAUUGCCAACUACAUCUUUUUGGAAAAAACCCAACUAUUGUGAAUGAAAAAAAACGAUGUACUGGCAAUGCCUCUAGUUCAAUAUACAAGCUAUGAUAGCUUAUGACAAGCCAACAUAAUUAUGUUGGCUAAGUCUUCCAUACAAAAUAAGCUAAUAGCUUAAUUUGGUGGUCAAAUAAAACACGCCUAUUAUAACUUACUUCAUAAAUAAAAGUGGUUGACUAUAAAAAGAAAAAACUGUUUAACUUUGCAUAACAUGUAUCUAAGUUUGGCGCAAUAUAAGCCACUCUGUAGCAUGCGUGAGUUUUUUUCACCGAGAGAGUCAAUUAAGUUUAGGUUCAAAGAUAUUUUCUCUAAUAAACAUAAACAUAAGAAGUGUUUUAUUUGACCACCACAAGCUAAUAGCUAAACCAUGCCCAAAUAAAACGCAUUUAGCUUAUUUCAUAUCUUCGCUUAAAAAUGUAUUGUCUUGGCAAUGCGGACCCGAACUCUCACCUGAAAUGUAAUUUAUUAAAAUAAACGGUGGAAUUUAUAAAUCAAAUUUCCUUUUGUUUACCGCUUUUCUAUAAUAUUCUGAUCUUUUAAGGAAUCUACAAUCAUCGUUAGAUCCGGGAUGGUCCAAUUAAAUAUGGAUAAAGUUUUUAUUGGCCAUUUUGCACAUCGAAAGAAUUUAAAAAAUUGGUUUGUUUACAUUUUUAUCUGUCAAAAUGAGGUUUAUCGCAUUGCCAACUACUUUUUUUUGGAAAUCAAUCAAACUAUUGUGAAUGAGAAAACGCAUUGAACUGAUAAUGCCUCUAGUUCAAUAUGCAAGCUAUGAUAGCUUUAUAAUUAUGUUGACUAAGUAAGGAUGGAGUCAUAUGUAGAAGUGGAGGAUGGAGUCAUAUGUAGAAGUUCACGUAAGUGAGGAAAGUUUCUGACUGCCAUUCACUUGGGAGUGGCCAGGAACGAUUCUUUUACAUGUGGCUCAAGCAGCUCACAACUUCCGGUCUUAGACCAAGUAUCCUCUGGGUAGCCAACAGACAUCCGUCUGGAAGCGAGCUAAAGUGAGAAAGCGAAACCCGCUUAUGCGGUUGUGCGUAGGGUUUGGGACCCACCACAUAAAAACACCCCCCCCAAUGAAAAGAAAAAAACAGCCUCGGACGAGAGACCCCAAUUUUGAUGACGACCACUGCAAACGUUUAAAGGACUACGAAUUAAGGGCAUGCACCUGGAAUGUCCGGACCCUUAAUUGGGAAGGUGCCUCUGUCCAGCUGGUUGAUGUCCUCGUAAGAGUAAAGGCUGACAUCACCGCAAUCCAAGAAAUGCGAUGGACGGGACAAGUACGGAAGAAGGUGGGUCCUUGUGACAUCAACUACAGCGGCCAUAUAAAGGAGCGCAAAUUCGGUGUGGGAUUCGUGGUGGGAGAGAGACUCCGUCGUCGAGUCCUGGCAUUCACUCCGGUGGAUGAACGUCUAGCCACAAUCCGCAUCAAAGCGAGGUUCUUCAACAUAUCGCUGAUUUGCGCCCACGCCCCGACGGAAGAGAAGGACGAAGUGAUCAAAGAUACCUUCUAUGAGCGCCGAGAACGUACCUAUGAGCGCUGCCGCCGCCACGAUGUCAAAAUCGUGCUUGGCGAUUUCAACGCUAGGGUGGGUAAAGAAGGUGUCUUUGGCACAACAGUCGGAAAAUUCAGCCUCCAUGACGAAACAUCACCAAACGGUCUGAGGCUGAUCGACUUCGCCGGGGCCCGAAAUAUGGUCAUCUGUAGUACUAGAUUCCAGCAUAAGAAAAUCCAUCAAGCUACUUGGCUGUCCCCGGAUCGAAUCACUCGCAACCAGAUCGAUCAUGUUGUGAUAGAUGGACGACAUGUCUCCAGUGUUUUUGAUGUGCGUACGCUUCGUGGUCCCAACAUCGACUCGGACCACUAUCUUGUAGCAGCUAAGAUACGCACCCGCCUCUGUGUAGAAAAGCGCACACGUCAACAAACACAAGGAUGGUUCGACAUCGAGAAGCUGCAAUCACAACCGACAGCCGAACGAUUUUCUACUCGACUUGCACUCCUGCUCUCUGAGAGCACUCAUCAGCAUCUCGGUAUAAGGGAGCUGUGGGACGGCAUAUCAAACUCCUAAUGUACAGCUGCAACCGAAACCAUUGGCUUUCGGAAAAGCCAAAAAAACAGCUGGUAUGAUGAGGAUUGUCGUCUCGCAGUGGAGAGAAAACAGACUGCCUACCUCGCAAUGUUGCGAUCGACCGCAACACGAGCGGGAUGGGAAAGAUACCGAGAGCUGAAGAGGAAAGCGAGACGCGUUUGCAGAAAAAGAAAGAAAGAGGCAGAAAUGCGUGAGUAUGAAGAGCUUGACAAGCUGGCCGACAGGGGUAAUGCUCGAAAAUUUUACGAAAAGAUCCGGCGACUAACUGAAGGUUUCAAGACCGGAGCACACUCCUGUAGGACCCCCAGCGGUGAUCUAGUGGUUGAUGACCAGAGUAUACUGUGUUUGUGGAGGGAACACUUCUCCAGCCUGCUGAAUGGCAGUGAAAGUACAACACCAGGAGAUGGCGAACCCGAUUCCCCAAUCGACGACGAUGGAACAGAUGUUCCAUUGCCCGACCGUGAAGAAAUUAGAAUAGCAAUUACCCGCUUGAAGAACAACAAGGCGGCGGGGGCCGAUGGAUUGCCGGCCGAGCUAUUCAAAUACGGCGGCGAAGAGCUGGUGCAUGCAUCAGCUUCUUUGCGAAAUAUGGUCGGAAGAAAGCAUGCCCGACGAUUGAAAUCUCAGUGUACUCUGCCCAAUCCACAAAAAGGGAGACCAUACAAUCUGCGCCAACUAUCGUGGGAUAAGCCUCCUUAACAUCGCUUAUAAGGUUCUAUCGAGCGUACUGUGUGAAAGCCCACCGUCAACAAACUGAUUGGACCUUAUCAGUGUGGCUUUAGACCUGGAAAAUCAACAACUGACCAGAUAUUCACCAUGCGCCAAAUCUUGGAGAAGACCCGUGAAAAAAGGAUCGACACACACCAUCUAUUUGUCGACUUUAAAGAUGCUUUCGACAGCACGAAAAGGAGCUGCCUUUAUGCCGCGAUGUCUGAAUUUGGUAUCCCCGCAAAACUAAUACGGUUGUGUAAGUUGACGUUGAGCAACACCAAAAGCUCCGUCAGGAUCGGGAAGGACCUCUCCGAGCCGUUCGAUACCAAACGAGGUUUCAGACAAGGUGACUCGCUAUCGUGCGACUUCUUUAACUUGAUGCUGGAGAAAAUUAUAAGAGCUGCAGAGCUAAAUAGAGAAGGUACAAUCUUCUACAAGAGUGUACAGCUACUGGCGUACGCCGAUGAUAUCGAUAUCAUUGGAAACAACACCCGCCGUUAGUUCUGCUUUUUCCCGCCUGGAUAAGGAAGCGAAGCGAAUGGGUCUGGUGGUGAACGAGGACAAGACGAAAUAUCUCCUGUCAUCAAACAAACAGUCAGCGCAUUCGCGUCUUGGCUCCCACGUCACUGUUGACAGUCAUAACUUUGAAGUUGUAGAUAAUUUCGUAUACUUAGGAACCAACAUUAACACCGAUAAUAAUGUCAGCCUUGAAAUCCAACGCAGAAUCACUCUUGCCAACAGGUGCUACUAUGGACUGAGUAGGCAAUUGAAAAGUAAAGUCCUCUCUCGACGAACAAAAACUAAACUCUAAAAGUCCCUCAUCAUUCCCGUCCUACUUUAUGGUGCAGAAGCGUGGACGGUGUCAACAUCCGAUGAGACGGCACUAGGAGUUUUCGAGAGAAAGGUUUUGCGGAAGAUUUACGGUCCCUUAAACAUUGGCGCGAAGAGGGAGACCUCCACUCCGGUGGAAGGACCAGGUGGAGAAGGACCUGUCUUCACUUGGUAUUACCAAUUGGCGCCAAACCGCCAAAAGGAGAGAUGCGUGGCGCACUGUUGUGGACUCGGCUAUAACCGCGUAAGCGGUUUCUACGCCAGUUAAGAAGAAGAAGAAGUCUCCCAUACAAAAUAAGCUAAUAGAAUUUCAAGACUUCUUGUACAAUACUGUCAAAUACUUCAAACAGUGCUUCUCAGAAAUAUAAAAUCUUGAUUGUUAACUGUGUUUUCUAGUAUUUUAAAAUAUAAAGCCAAUAAGAAAGUAAAAUCUCUUUAUAGAAGAUAAACAAAUCGGUACGCAAGUGAAGUGGAAGUUCAAAUGGAUUUGCCCUAUUUGUAAACGCAGCAAAUCAGUUUUGGUCCCAACAUUUUUGUCAUUGUAUUUUUGCAAACAAUAACAAAACUGUUUUGCUUUAAAUUUUUGUCAAUUACUUAAUUAUCUGUCAAAUAUUCACUUUUCUCAUUACAAAUGUUUCUAAUUUUGCCGACGGCAAUGGGCUGUAGAGCUGCCACUAAUAAAUAAUAAUCAAAGCAUUCGUUGUAAACCGUAAUACCGAAUGCGAAUUUAGUCGUUCUUAAGUUCCAUUGCAGUAAUUUUAAUUCAACAGAGUUGAGUUUUAAGCCAUAAUAGGGUAUUCAAAAUAGCAAGACUUAUUAUAUAUGUAAAUACUUGUGUAUUAAUAAAAUAAAUUAUAUUUUUCAUUUUUUAAUUAAAAAAAACCGUUUAUUUAUAGAUUAGAUUUCGUUUCGUUCCUUUUCAAUGGUUGCGCAUUAAUGUUUAAGUUUGGGGAAACUUUAGUAUACUAUCCCAGGCUUUCGGUAAUAAAAUGGGUAUCGUUGGAAAGAGGAGGUUCUCCAGAUUAAGAAUAUAUAUACAAAAGUGCUACUUUUAUCUUGAAUUUUCACAAUAUAUACUUAAUAUUUUAUUAAUAUUAUGCACUUAUUUUACACUUACACUUCACCACAUUGUUUCUGCAUAUUUAUUUUAUAAAAUUUAUCACGAAAAUAGCUGUAAAUAAGUAUUUAACAUUUUACACAAAUCUCUUAAUUUCAACAAUAACAAAAAUGGUUGCAGCUUGACAAGUAAUAAGUGUUGCCAUAUCAGAUAUUUUGCAAACGAAUGAGAAGAACCAAAAUAAAUAAAUACCCAAAAUGCAGAAAACAAAUGCCCUAUAAAAAGAUUAUAUAAAGAUAAUAUAAGGAAGUUUAUGAUAUUCAGUCUAUGUACUAUAAGUAAGGGAAAUGAAAAGUUCUUUCGUGUAGAAAUACUUUCCACAUUGGCGGCAUUCGCCCGCGCUUAAAAAAAAAUAACCCUGGUCGAGCCAACACCGGGAGUUAUCAAAGUGGGGGAAAUGAAAAGUUCUUUCGUGUAGAACUACUUUCUGCAUUGGCGGCCUUCGGCCGCGCUUCAAAAAAAUAACCCUGGUCGAGCCAACACCGGGAGUUAUCAAAGAGGGGGAAUUGAAAUAUUCUUUCGUGUAGAAAUACUUUCCGAUUUGGCGGCCUUCGACCGCGCUUAAAAAAAUAACCCUGGUCGAGCCAACACCGGGAGUUAUCAAAGUGGGGGAAUUGAAAUAUUCUUUUGUGUAGAAAUACUUUCCGCAUUGGCGGCCUUCGACCGCGCUUCAAUAAAAAAAACCAUGGUCGGGCAAUCACCGGGGGUUAUCAAAGAAAAGGUAAUACCGAAAGACUUUGCAUCAGUCAUAACAUCAUUAUGGUUUGGUUUGGGGUAUAAUCCUUCUUUUUUCUGUUUAUUUUUAUUCUUUUGAUUUUUGCGAAAUAUUUGAUGUGGCAACACUGAUUACUUGUCAACCUGCAACCCUUUUUGCUAUUUUUUAAACGAAGAUUUGUGUAAAAUGUUAAAUAUUUAUUUACAGCCAUUUUCGUCAUAAUUUUUAUAAAAUAAAUAUGCAGAAACAAUGUGGUGAAGUAUAUUUGGCUCAUGGAGUUUGCCGCCAGAUGCUGGUUUGGGCUUUCAGAGUAAGAGUAUCCACAAUUGGCAAAAUGUUAUUGGAAACUUUCAGGUAAAUUCUUGGCGCAACCAAAUGAAUAUGAGUGGAGACAAAUAAUCGAUUCAUUUUACCUCAAGACAGGAAUCCCCCAUGUUGUAUUAGCUAUUGACGAAAUCCGGAUCACUUUAUUUCAGUUAUAAACAAUGGGCCUAAUCAUUGAAUCCGAUUCGAUCGAAAAAUUUUACGUCGAAAUCAUUGAAACAGUAUCGAAAAUAAAAUUCACGAUCACAUUGAACUCCGAAAAAAUGAACCGACUCGAAAAGAUACAUUUCGCCGCUAAUAGAUGUCGCUAAUUACGAAAUCAUUGAUCCGCAAAAUCGAAAAUUUUGGUCGAAAUCUAUCCGUUGAUGAGUGAGUUGCGGAAAUUUAAAAGAAUUAAACCAUUUGGAUGUUUUUAUGUAAACAAUUACUGAUGACGGAAAUUAUAUUUUAAAUGGGAGUUUUAGAGACAAGAGACAAAAACAAAAUAACAAAAAUAAAUUAAAAAAAAGCGAUAUAAAGUUGCCACCUCGAAAUAGUGAAAGAAUUUUCUCAAAGAAGAAUUUGAAGAAGAUAUUUCACAAUAGUUAAAGUCACCCACGGUGCAGUAUGAGAGACGGGCUCCAAUGUAAUGGUGCUACAAGCGGAUUCGCCAAAAUCGCUCAGGAAAAAGUCGUCACCCUCAACAAUUUCUUGGCCAUAAUUGCUCUGGGUACUGAAAAUGCAUAUACAAUAAAUAAUACAAUUAUAAAAAACACCAAACUUACUUCAUGUUAUCCAUUUCAACGUCUUUUAAAAACAUCAGGCUAUCCAGCCAUUUCCUAUUUUUAUGUGGCGAAUCCACGCAGCUUCUCGAUGGUUUCUUUUUCAUAUCCUUAUAAAAUUUAUCGCGUAGGGUCCGCCAACGUGUCAUUAGUUUCUCACCAAAAAACAUUCAAAACAUGUAUCAAUAUGAAUUAUCUGUUCGUUUAUAAAAUUAAAGAUUUACCUGGAAUGUUCAACUUUUCCGAAAGCUCCUGAAAUUUACCGUCUCUCAGGGAGGUGUUUUUGUAAUUUCGAUGGCUUUUAUCGUAUAAAAACUGGUUUCUGCUCAUAAAUUCUAUUAAUUUUUUUCCAUUUGUAUACAAUUUCAAUUAACAGCUGAGAGCAAUUCAGAAUGUGGCCUGAUAUUUCUCAAAAAUAAAAUACAUAUUUGAAUUAUGUCAGCAUUGUCAUUGUCUCAGCUCUGCGCAGAGAAAUUCAAAUGACAUGUAUUUUUGAAGUGAAAACUUCUUAUGGCGUGUUGGGCACUUUUGUGGGUGAGCAUUUUCAGCCGUUCUCGCGACAGAUGAGAUUUUGCACAGAUAUACUCCGCGUGUAUUAUUAUAAUAUAUGUAUACUAUACGCGCUCUUUGCAUGGGCAUUCGUUCGUGCUCUCGC
This is a messenger RNA of Zeugodacus cucurbitae (melon fly), 8525 nucleotides long. RefSeq names its product craniofacial development protein 2-like. Gene Ontology annotation, molecular function: catalytic activity. The record is from RefSeq and is a predicted model, not a curated record. Gene Ontology annotation, biological process: chromatin remodeling. The coding region runs from base 2347 to 3390 and encodes 347 amino acids. The transcript is spliced from 3 exons. Gene Ontology annotation, cellular component: nucleus. Lineage: Eukaryota; Metazoa; Arthropoda; Insecta; Diptera; Tephritidae.